AUGGUGCGAGUGCCUUGGCCAUCGACAGUCCAGUUCCCGGGCGAAAAGACUCUUUAUGAGGCAGCAACAUCCGAAUAUCUAAGACUCAACACGUGUGUUCCCGUUCGACAGGUCCUCCACUAUGACCAGGAGUCUAACAUUGGGCCAAUCCUCAUCAUUCGUCAUGUUGAGCACGGAGGCGACAUGACGGAUUCUCUUGCUGUCCAUGGACGAGACCCCGGCUUGACUCCAGCUUUGAAUCUAAGUUUGCCGGAGAGCAAGCUCAGAAGCCUGUGGGGCAAGAUGGCAUGGAUUCUGAUGGAGUUGGCGAAACCGGAAUUCCCUCGCAUUGGGUCUCUGCUAGAGGUGGAUGGAUCUUUUCAGGUUACUGGCCGGCCACUGACGCAUAACAUGAGCAGCCUGACGCAGCUUGCUCAUAUUACUCCGGCCAUCUUCACUGACGAAGGCAAAACUUUGGCAACGGCUGAUGAGUGGUACCUGGAGCUGUCCAACAUGCAUCUGGCGCAGCUGCUCUUUCAACACAACGACCUUGUCGCCAGUGAGGAUGACUGCCGGAACAAGUACGUCGCCCGCCAUCUCUUUCGCAGACUUGCCAAACAGGGCCGUCUAUCAACCUUCGGCUUCGUACAAGACAACUGGUCCACUCCUGGUUCCACGAAGAUGACGCGCCUAAGAAUUCCUGCCCCAGACGGGUCGGCGGCCUUCCGCCUCUGGUGCGACGACUUCAGGCCGACCAAUGUCCUUGUAGGCGGCUCCAGCCCUGACGGUGAGGUCGAAGUGGCUGCUGCGAUCGACUGGGAACUCACGUACGCGGCACCAACACAGUUCGUUCUCGACCCGCCCUGGUGGUUGUUGUUCGAAACGCCGGAGAUGUGGGAGCCGCCAGGCGUCGACGAGUGGAGCAAGGCGUAUGGGCUGCAACUGGAGAUAUGGCUGAAGGCUUUAGAGGAGCAGGGGAAAGGCGCUGUGUUCCUGGAUGGCGUAAAGCUCUCGGCGCACAUGAGGGAAAGUUGGGAAAGUGGUCGCUUCUGGCUGAACUACGCGGCGCGGAAAAGCUGGGCUUUUGACGCUGUCUUCUGGUCCUUGACGAGCGCUUUUUUGGCGCACGGGACUCGAAGAUGCCUGAUGAGGAGCUGUGGAAAACAAGGCUGGACCUCUUAG
This is a messenger RNA of Colletotrichum navitas, 1161 nucleotides long. RefSeq lists its product as uncharacterized. The transcript has a single exon. The record is from RefSeq and is a predicted model, not a curated record. The coding region runs from base 1 to 1161 and encodes 386 amino acids. Lineage: Eukaryota; Fungi; Ascomycota; Sordariomycetes; Glomerellales; Glomerellaceae.